CACGCCCACUUUAUUGAGCCCUACACUACCCUGCAGUCUUCUCGUCCCACUUACCAGUUUUACCCCGGUCAACUACAAUUAAAUACCCUACUUUUGGCCCUUCACCCGGACUUUUUAAACUCAAAGUCCCUCAUUUAGCCUCUUUCGAACGCGCGCGUCGUCGAGUGGAGAAGCCAACCAUGGUUUUGAAGUCGGAAGACGGUGUCGUGCCCGAUGACCUCAGCCCAGAAGAGAGACAGGAGCUGGAGAGCAUCCGCCGCAGAAAAGAAGAACUACUGCAGGACAUACAAAGGCUGAAGGAUGAGAUAGCUGAGGUGACAAAUGAGAUUGAAAACCUGGGCCUGAGUGAAGAAAGGAAAACCAUGCAGAGGAACAAACAGAUGGCCAUGGGUCGAAAGAAGUUCAAUAUGGACCCCAAAAAGGGGAUCCAAUUCCUGAUUGACAGCUCUCUGCUUAAAAACACCAGCGAAGACAUCGCACGGUUCCUCUACAAGGGCGAGGGCCUGAACAAGACGGCCAUCGGCGACUACCUGGGGGAGAGAGACGACUUCAACAUCGAGGUGCUGCACGCCUUCCUGCAGCUGCACGAGUUCACGGACUUGAACCUGGUCCAGGCUCUCCGGCAGUUCCUCUGGAGCUUCCGGCUGCCGGGCGAAGCGCAGAAGAUCGACCGCAUGAUGGAGGCGUUCGCCCAGCGAUACUGCCGCUGUAACCCCGGCGUGUUCCAGAGCACCGACACGUGUUACGUGCUCUCCUUCGCCGUCAUCAUGCUGAACACCAGCCUGCACAACCCAAACGUGAAGGACAAACCCUCCGUCCAGAGAUUUACAGCGAUGAACCGAGGGAUUAACGACGGAGGAGAUCUGCCAGAGGAGCUUCUGCGGAACCUGUUUGAAAGCAUCAAGAACGAACCCUUCAAGAUCCCCGAGGACGACGGCAACGACCUGACGCACACCUUCUUCAAUCCUGACCGGGAGGGCUGGCUGCUCAAACUGGGAGGUGGUCGAGUGAAGACCUGGAAGAGGCGCUGGUUUAUUCUCACAGAUAACUGCCUUUACUACUUUGAGUUCACAACCGACAAAGAACCCAGAGGGAUCAUCCCGCUGGAAAAUCUGAGCCUCAGAGAAGUGGAUGACUCAAAGAAACCGAACUGCUUCGAGCUCUUCAUCCCGGACCACAGAGAUCAGGUGAUCAAGGCCUGCAAGACGGAGGCGGACGGCCGCGUGGUGGAGGGCAACCACACUUUUUACAGAAUCUCCGCGCCCACCGUGGAGGAGAAGGAAGAGUGGAUGAGCAGCAUCAAAGCCGCCAUAAGCAAGGACCCCUUCUACGAGAUGUUGGCCGCCCGCAAGAAGAAGGUGUCGUCCGCCAUGAAGGGCGUGUAGCCGCAAACACGGACCUGAAGUCGAGGUUUAACAAACCACAAUCUAUUGCACCUUUAUGUGACGGCAGCACUUUUUAUUUCCCGGCUGCAGAAUUAUUAACUUGACAUGUUUGGUCUUGCUGAGAGACUCAGGCUUUGUUGCUCCUCCAGGCGAGAAGCGGACACUCACUAAGUAGAAGUUCAUCAACUGGAACAAUCUUUCAUUUCAGACUUUUGCGAAGCCUCCAAACUCGAGCGUCAUUCUCCACUUCUAAGAACACACUGGUGGGAAUGACGUUGAUAUUUAUUAUUUGUCCUUAUUUAUUGUUUUCUGUUUAUCUCAUUAAACGUUUACAACCAGUCAAAGAUCUUCCCUUGGCCCAGUGGCGUACCUUAGUUCUGGCAAGACCCGUUGGAACUCACUAACUUUACCUUGACUACACUAAAUAACCAUUUAGUUUGUCUUUUAACAUGUUUCACGCUACUAAUUUACACCAUCUAACCUGGGGUUUAUUUCAAGGCAUGGAAAAAGUGCUGCAAGGCAUGCUGGGAGCACUUUCCUAUCGGUACUAGUAUAGUAUCAUGGUACAAAUGAAUCAAAAACGGUACUAUACUCUGUUUGAAAAGUACCGGUUCGUCAUAUAUAUAUAUAUUUUUUUACGACGCGCCGUCGCAUUGCCGGUUUUACGAGCAGAGGAGCAUGUUCGGCAGUGCCCAAUCACAGAGUACUUCCAAGCAGACACAGUGUGUAGACAGAAAAGGGAGAAUGGAUGCAUUUUGGCUUAAAAACUAACAAAGGUGAAGUUAUAACACUGAAACGACCUCAGGAAGAGAUGCUUUAAGACAUGGCUAGCGGCUAACGUCCAUCCACAGUGUUGUAGCUACUUCUAAAUGACUAAUCCUCCUCCAUGGCGACAAAGUGAGUUUCUUACAAGUAUAUUAUCACUGCAGGACGAGGAAUAGCUAAACAUGCUUCACUACACACCGUAGCUCACCGGCGUCACAAUGUAAACAAACACCGUGGGUGGAUCUACACCUGACAUCCACUGUAAUGAUACCAAGUGCAGGAGCGUAUCUAGUCGAUACUACUAUGAUUACAUCAAUAUUUUUUAGCAUCAAAUUCAUAUUAUGUUUAUAAAGUCAGGAAAUACGUCCCUGGACACACGAGGACUUAAAUUACGACCAAAGUAUGACCCUGUAACUACUUGGUAUCGGAUCGAUACCGAAGUGUGUGGUAUCAUCCAAAACUAAUGUUAAGUAUCAAAACAACAGAAGAAUAAGUGAUUAUUACAUUUUAACAGAAGUGUAGUUAAAAUAGAUAUUAACAGAAAAUGAACAAGUGCAUUAAUAAUUUUUUACAGCUUGUCCCUCAAUGUGUACAAAAUAAUAGGUGUAUAAAUGACACAAUAUGUUACUGCAUAUGUCAGCAGACUAAUUAGGAGUCUUUGUUUGUUUACUUACUACUAAAAGACAUGUUGUCUAGUAUGUUCACUAUUUUAUUUAAGUACUAAACUACAAUAAUAAACAUAUGUUUAAUGUACUUUAAGAUUUUUUGUUAAAACAAAGCCAAUAAUUCAAUUUUUUGUGGUCCCCUUUAUUGAGAAAAGUAUUGAAAUACAUCUUGGUACCGGCACCAAAAUAUUAGUAUCAAGACAACACUAAUUUGGUUGUAGAGUGAAACAUGUACUGUAUACUAAAUGACAAAUCCGGGCCGUCCAAAAUAACGAGUUAACUCAUGAUUAAUCACAAAAAAAGUACCAUAUUAAUCAUGCAUAUAUGCAGAUUAAUCACAAUUUAUUCUGAGCACAUACCGUAUUUUUCGGACUAAAAGUCGCAGUUUUUUUUCAUAGUUUGGCCGGGGGGGUGCGACUUAUACUCGGGAGCGACUUAUGUGUGAAAUUAUUAACACGUUAAACGUAAAAUAUCAAAUAAUAUUAUUUAUCUCCUUCACGUAAGAGACUAGACGUAUAAGAUUUCAUGGGAUUUAGCGAUUAGGAGUGACAGAUUGUUUGGUAAACGUAUAGCAUGUUCUGUAUGUUAUAGUUCUUUGAAUGACUCUUACCAUAAAGGCCUACUGAAAGCCACUACUAGCGACCACGCAGUCUGAUAGUUUAUAUAUCAAUGAUGAAAUCUUAACAUUGCAACACAUGCCAAUACGGCCGGGUUAACUUAUAAAGUGACAUUUUAAACUUCCGCUUGAAAACGUCGUGGUAUGAUGACGUAUGCGCGUGACGUCACGAGGUCAAGGGAAGUGUUUGGACCCAAAUCAAAUACCUCUGUUUUCUUUGACAAACUUCCACAGUAUUCUGGACAUCUGUGUUGGUGAAUCUUUUGCAAUUUGUUUAAUGGACAAUGGAGGCUGCAAAUAAGAAAGUUGUAGGUGGGAUCGGUGUAUUAGCGGCUGGCUGCAGCAACACCAACACCAGGAGGUUGUGUUGUGUUUUGAGCAGGAUAGCAGACGCACUACGGUGAGUACAGAUUUUGGCUUCCAAACAUUUGAUCGCUUGCCCGUACGUGCGUGUCGAUAUGUGCAUGUCACCUACGUAACUUUGGGGAAAUAUAUGUUUCUUGCCGACUCUGAUGGCGGCCGGGGUGUCAUCAAAAGCGUACAACGCCCGCCGCCGCAUCUAAGUUAGCUUCUAUUUUUUUAGCUUCGCCAAGCUGAAAAUUAUUAACCGUGUAUUUACAUGUACAUGGUUUAAUAGUAUUGUUGAUCUUCUGUCUAUCCUUCCAGUCAGGGUUUUUUUUAAAUUUAGUUUCUAUCCGCAUUUGAGACUGAUGCUAUCACGUUAGCUCCGUAGCUAACUUAGCUUCGCCAAGCUGAAAAUUAUUAGCCGUGUAUUUACAUGUUCAUGGUUUAAUAGUAUUGUUGAUCUUCUGUCUAUCCUUCCAGUCAGGUUUUUUUUAAAUUUUGUUUCUAUCUGCAUUUGAGCCUGCUAUCACGUUAGCUCUGUAGCUAACUUAGCUUCUAUUUUUUUUUAGCUUCGCAAAGCUGAAAAUUAUUAAUCGUGUAUUUACAUGUUCAUGGUUUAAUAGUAUUGUUGAUCUUCUGUCUAUCCUUCCAGUCAGGGUUUUUUUUAAAUUUAGUUUCUAUCUGCAUUUGAGACUGAUGCUACCACGUUAGCUCCGUAGCUAACUUAGCUUCGCCAAGCUGAAAAUUAUUAAUCGUGUAUUUACAUGUUCAUGGUUUAAUAGUAUUGUUGAUCUUCUGUCUAUCCUUCCAGUCAGGGUUUUUUUUUAAUUUAGUUUCUAUCUGCAUUUGAGACUGAUGCUAUCACGUUAGCUCCGUAGCUAACUUAGCUUCUAUUUUUUUAGCUUCGCCAAGCUGAAAAUUAUUAGCCGUGUAUUUACAUGUUCAUGGUUUAAUAGUAUUGUUGAUAUUCUGUCUAUCCUUCCAGUCAGGGUUUUUUAAAAUUUAGUUUCUAUCUGCAUUUGAGCCUGCUAUCACGUUAGCUCUGUAGCUAAGUUAGCGUCUAUUUUUUUAGCUUCGCAAAGCUGAAAAUUAUUAACCGUGUAUUUACAUGUUCAGUCACUGUGAAUGUCCAUUUCGCGUUCUCGACUCUCAUUUUCCAGAGGAUAUAGUAUCUGAGGUGGUUUAAAAUACAAAUCCGUGAUCCACAAUAGAAAAAGGAGAGAGUGUGGAAUCCAAUGAGCCAGCUUGUACCUAAGUUACGGUCAGAGUGAAAAAAGAUACACCCCGCACUACACUGUAGUCCUUCACUCUCACGUUCCUCAUCCACGAAUCUUUCAUCUUCGCUCAAAUUAAUGGGGUAAUGGUCGCUUUCUCGGUCCGGAUGUCUCUCGCUCCAUUGUAAACAAAGCGGAAUUGUGAGGAAUACUUUGUCUUGUGACGUCACGCUACUUCCGGUAGGGGCAAGGGUUGUUUUUAUCAGAUACCAAAAGUUGCGAUCUUUAUCGUCGUUCUCUACUAAAUCCUUUCAGCAAAAAUAUGGCAAUAUCGCCAAAUGAUCAAGUAUGACACAUAGAAUGGAUCUGCUAUUCCCAUUUAAAUAAAAAAAUGUCAUUUCAGUAGGCCUUUAACAUACCAGGCACGUUCUCAGUUGGUUAUUUAUGCCUCAUAUAACGUACACUUAUUCCGCCUGUUGUUCACUAUUCUUUAUUUAUUUUAAAUUGCCUUUCAAAUGUCUAUUCUUGGCGUUGAGUUUUAUCAAAUAAAUUUCCCCCAAAAAAUGCGACUUAUGUUUUUUUUCCUUCUUUAUUAUGCAUUUUCGGCCGGAGCGACUUAUACUCCGAAAAAAUAAGGUAAAUGAAAAAUUGGGGCCGUCCAAAACAACGAGUUAACUCCUGAUUAAUCACAAAAAAGCAUCACAUUAAUCACAAUUUAUUCUGAGUGCAUACUGUACACUUUCAAGUACGACACUUUAGAUGACUCUUUCCAGGUUUUACGCAAAUAAAUGCGCAUUUAAAAAUGCUCCCGCGUCCAAAUAUUAGGCUCUUCUUUUUUUUAAUGUAAAUGUUUACUCUGCAAGCUCCUAUUAACGAGUGAUUAAAAAUUCUAAAUGUGAUUAAUCGAUUAAAAAGUCAUCAUUUGGCAGCAGUAGACAAAACAGUGUACUCACGUGUAGGAUUAAACACAUCAAUUCCAAUGGGGAGCAUGUCUCGCCAGAACACCGUCCACCCAGUCCAGAACCUUAGCGCCUUACAACCCCGCUAAUAAAGAUUGUGAACGUGUGAAUUGUUUGCAUGUCAUCAGUUUGUCUUCUAAAAAGGUCCGCUGUCCCCCUCUGGUUGGAGUGCAGAAGACAAGCUCGCCAGACGACUGGUACCUGUGGUGUGCCGCCACUCCUGCGCCAGGUGGACCUUCCUCUCUGGUUAGUUGUACACAAAAAGGUGUGCUUCACGUGUGACCAGGUAGAAAUGUAAAAAGACGUUUUAGGAUCCGGCUGAUCCUCGGCAAUAAAUAAGACUUGACCAAUCCCGUCAGUCACCGUGACCCGUUUUUGUUUGUGUCACUUCCUGGGAGGACAUAAGUUCCGUGCGGCAGCAUCCACGUCCUCCUUGCUUCCAGGACCAGAGGUUCUCACCUGCACACAAAUGGGAAAAAAGUGACGGAUCAGAGAAUGUCCUGAGGACGGCCCACAGCACAAUCUAAGACGCCGCCGCUCCCAGUCUGUGGAACGCUCUCCCUGACCACCUGAGGGCACCACAGACUGUGAAUGCUUUUAAAAAGCCUUUUUUUUUUUUAAAACCUUUUUUUUAUUUUUUUUUUAGAUACAUGGGU
Messenger RNA from Entelurus aequoreus (snake pipefish), 6605 nucleotides. RefSeq names its product cytohesin 1b (gene cyth1b). The coding region runs from base 180 to 1385 and encodes 401 amino acids. The transcript has 12 exons. Gene Ontology annotation, biological process: regulation of ARF protein signal transduction. The record is from RefSeq and is a predicted model, not a curated record. Lineage: Eukaryota; Metazoa; Chordata; Actinopteri; Syngnathiformes; Syngnathidae. Gene Ontology annotation, molecular function: guanyl-nucleotide exchange factor activity.